UCUGUUGGUGUUUCUGUUGUACGCCUAGUAGCAGAAGUACCAGUAUAGAAAGAAACAGAAAUUUACUCAGUGAAGAUGAAUGAAGAUGAAAGAUUUUUGACGUCGCGUGUAUCUUAUUAUUUUCAAUCUUUUGGAGGUAGACGCAAAGCCAAAGGGUAUUAAGUAUUGUCGACAUCCUCCACCAGAGGCAAAAAUAUGUAGAAAUAUUGAAAUAGGAGUUAUUGCAAGAGCUGGUGUAAGAAGUCUAUCACUAAUAUCAUAUUUCUUGGUGUUGUCCUGCUUGUUCUGAUAGAUACUCCUUUAUUAUCCCGCCUCGUCGACAUAAUCCUUCUAGAACAAGUGCUCACACUGCUAGCCGCCCUAACAACUAUGACCGUCCAGCCGCCGAUAGCGCCCCCUGCGGGCGUACCCGACCCUUGGGCUGGCGUUCCGGCUGAUCAUGGACAGAGCAAGAUUCUCCCCAAUCCGCCCAAUGCGAGUCAUCCUUCCGGCCACCCCGAAUGGGUCGGCUCCGUCCCAAGCAAAUGGACUGAUCGAGCCAGUGGAAACCUCUGCUCAAGAAACAUCGUCUAUACAGCAGCGAGAAGUGGCGACAAGGAUUCGCUUGCGAGGAUGUGUACCAAUCUUAGAAUACUUGUUAGUUACCCUCGAUCCAUCCAUUAUAAUUUCAUUUAAAAAUACAAUGAUCUUGCUUGUCAUCUGAAGUUUUUAGAUCUACUUCUCGAAGAUGUACUAGUACAACUUACUAGCUAUGAGCGUCCGAUAACAUCCCUCCCACUAGGAUCCCCCUCCUCCCGAAAAUAAGAAACUAAGCACGGCCUGCCUGCGUGGGUUUUGCUCGUCUUGUUUCUCUUCUUUCUUCAUCUCAUGGCCGAAAAUUUUCCACGGCUUUUCGUCGUCUUGGGAUUGAAUUCACUGGGUUUGAAGUGCUAAAGUCCCAAAGUUUUUGACUCUAGGCACUUUCUGCGAAAGUCAAUAUCUUGGACUCUAAUUUUUCAAAUUUCGAAAAUUUUCCGCGUUUUUUCGUCGUUUUGGGGUUGAAUUUCGUAAGUUUGAAGUGCUAAAAUCGCAAAAUUUUCGAUUUUGCGCACUUUCGCUGAGGUUUAAUCUCUUGGAGUCGAAUUUUUCAAAUUUCGAAAAUUUUCCACGUUUUUGCGUUGUUUUGGAAUUGAAUCCGGUGAGUUUGAAGUGCCUGCUUCUGCUAAAGUCCCAAAGUUCUCGACUUUAAGAACUUUCUGCGAAAUUCAGUCCUUUGGCCUCGAAUUUUUCAAAUUUAGAAAAUUUUCCACGUUUUUCCGUCGUUUUGGGAUUGAAUUCCGUGAGUGUGAAGCGUUAAAGCCCCGAACUUUUUGACUUUGAGCACUUUCGUCGAGUUUUAACCUCUUGGGCUCGCAUCUUUCAAAUUUCCAAAAUUUUUUACGUUUUUUCGUCGUUUUGGGAUUGAAUUCUGUGAGUUUGAAGUGCUAAAGUCCCAAAGUUUUUGACUUUAAGCACUUUCGCUGGCAUUCAAUUUCCUGGAUGCGGGUGCUUCAAAUUCCGAAAAUUUUGCGCGUUUUUUUUUCGUCGUUUUGGGAUUCAAUUCCGUGAGUUUGAAGUGCUAAAAUCUCAAGGCUUUUGAUUUUGAGCACUUUCCCUGAAGUUCAAUUAAUUUCUUGGCCUCGAGUUUUUCUUAAGUUCGUUGGCAUUCAAUUUCUUGGAUGCGGGUUUUUCAAAUUCCGAAAAUUUUGCGCGUCUUUUCGUCGUUUUGGGAUUCAAUUCUGUGAGUUUGAAGUGCUAAAAUCCCAAAGCUUUCGACUUUAAGCCCUUUCGCUGAAGUUCAAUUUCUUGGCCUCGACUUUUUCUUAAGUUCGUGGCUCGUCGUUUUGGGAUUCAAUUCCGUGAGUUUGAAGUGCUAAAGCCGCAAAGUUUUUGACUUUAAGCACUUUGUUUCUCUGAAGUUCAAUUUCUUGGCCUCGAGUUUUUCUUAAGUUCGUGGCUUCCUGGUUUCUUGGGUUUCCUGGGUUCAGUCAUGGGUUCAUGGGUUUGGGGUUUGCUGGUUUUUGUGUCGGAGGUUGUGGGUUUAGGUGUUGGAGGUUGAGGCUUCGGAGGGGAAGUGUUUGCUGAAUUUUAUUGCUCUUAAUAUUUUGGUACGACAAACAACAUCAACAUCGAGGAGUACUAGCAGGAAGAUCAAAGCCUUUUCAAUCUUACCUGCACAGCAUUUGGAGGCUAUUUUUCGGAUGUGCGGGGGCUCGAGCGACAGACGGGUCGCAAGUACAUUCAAGAAAAGCAGUACCCAGAGGGCGAAUGGAAACCGCUUGUGAAAUUAUGGUCCUCCUCAUUUCGUCAGACCAACCAUGUGCAGCUUUAAUUGCGUUGAAAAAGUACUAGUGGAGUAUCAAAUAUGUAAUCAGAUCAUAUUACUGCUCGGUAUCAUCAAUAAAAAUUAAUUGACCAAGAAAUCCAAUACCAUUGGGUUUUUCUUCUAAUCCUCAAAGUAGACGAGGUCUCCGGGUGGGAUCGUCCGGCGCGACCUGAAGGCACCAAGCGACCGCAAGUGAUGGAAAAUCAGCGACCAACGAUGCGUCGAGAAAAGCGGCACAUCAGGCAGGUUGAAAGUCAUCAAGAGUCGUACGACGUACCAGAGGGCAAGCAAAUCGUGCAACACAACUUCACUAGUGCGGACGGGAGUGAGCUGCAAAUGCGUCGGGCAGAUAAGAUCGCGGCAGAACAGACUCUGGAGCAAAUGAUGAGCAGGAAGCAAGGGAAGCCGAAGACGCUGUUGGAGCAGCGAAACGGAGUUGGCGUGGCCUCCUUGGGAGACAAAUACUACAAAUAUCCAGAAUACAGUGACCGGUUUUUUCGCGGUAUCGACUCGUGUGGCUACGCGAGAAUCGGUCGAACAGCAGAAUCUAUGACUUUCUUUUACUACAUUCAUUCAUCUUGUUCUCGACGAGAACCAUCUAUCUUAAGUAGAGGCAGAGCUCUGUUGCAGAUAAUGUAGUGGUCUUUCUCUUUACAACUCGUCAUUCGUCACUCUGCUUUUCAGCGACACUUUUUAGCACUUCUAGUCCGCUAAGGCAAAGCCAGUACUUCCCUCUCCAAGCUCAAAAAAUAACAUUAACAGCUAUUAACAGAUUCAAAUAAAACCAACUUUCAUUAUCCUGAUCCCUGGCAGCGGCUUUGUGCGUGGUAGCUACCAGAAAACGAUCCCACGAAUGACGACGAAUUGGCAGGCCUUCGCAGCCGAAUGUUAUCCUGACAGCUGUCGCCGGAAAACGUUCGCGCAACUCGAGGCUGAAGCAGCUCAGGCGGAAGCGGAGAACAGCGUGACCCAGCUAACGAAAACAUGGGAGAAAAAGGAGCUGAAAUUCGGAGACCCAAACUACGAAGAGCCAAGCGACUCCGAUGAUGAACAAGGAGGUGGGGAAUAGAAAGAAGUGGAGAGGGCAAUAGGGAUAGUGCCUAAGUAUAUCUUCAGGAAGGAAGAGAUGAAGAGCAAGAGCACGACCUACUUGGAUGUUUAAGUGAGGAUUCAUAAUAGCUAGGAGGAGAACUUCUAAAGCAAAAUGUUGACCAUGUUCUUGAACACCCUGAUUAUGUUAAGCAAACUUUCGUGCCUCCGCGCGAUUUCCAUUUCAUCCACUUACAACUUAUCUGGUGACCAUAAUUCGACAACUUGACCUUACUACCAGUAAUAUGAUGUCAAGAUGAGACUGAUUUUGACUACUUAUGCAACGUCGUCGGCACAAAUUUUGUGUGACAGUGAUUCAAUCGGCGGGAGACGACUCCCUCUCCCACACGUGGGAUAAUGAAAUAGGUCAAGAGCAUUGACCAAAUGAUGACUCACCCAAGAAUACCAAUAUGCAUGUCGUCGUGAGACGUGAGUCGUGUUUAUGCAUAGCUUCUGAUACUGACUUCUCACAAUUCGAG
Molecule: messenger RNA, 3912 nt
Organism: Amoebophrya sp. A25
Lineage: Eukaryota; Dinophyceae; Syndiniales; Amoebophryaceae
Source: the annotation of a GenBank genome assembly